UUGAAAAUCUCUCUCCACUUUCGUUUCCCUCCUCUCUCUCUCUCUCUCUAGAUUCUGAUUUUCUUGCCGACCGCCAUUAAUCGGAAACUCUCCUUUUUCCCUGUUCUUCGCAGAUUCUUCAUUCCCUCAAUCUCUCCCGAUCACUCAAAUGCAAGAUAUCUUUGCUUCUGUUCGCCGAUCAUUGGUGUUUCGUGCUCCUGUUGAGAAUGAGGAUUCGCAUUCUCCUGCAAUUGGAGUUGGAGCCCUAGUUGAUAAGAUUAACUCCAGUAUUAGGAAGUCGAGAGUGUUUUCUAGGCACUCGCCAUCAUCGUCGGCUUAUCCUCCGAUUCUCAAGGAAACUGAGCCUCCGAUUCGAUGGCGCAAGGGCGAGUUGAUUGGCUGCGGCGCCUUUGGUCGGGUGUAUAUGGGCAUGAAUCUUGGCUCUGGCGAGCUUCUCGCUGUUAAACAGGUUCUGAUUGCUGCAAAUGGCGCUUCGAAGGAGAAAGCGCAGGCUCAUGUUAAGGAGCUUGAGGAAGAAGUGAAACUUCUCAAGGAUCUUUCUCAUCCAAAUAUUGUUAGAUAUUUGGGCACGGUUAGGGAGGAUGAUUCUGUAAAUAUAUUAUUGGAAUUUGUCCCUGGUGGAUCAAUAUCAUCUCUUUUGGGGAAAUUUGGAGCCUUCCCUGAAGCAGUUAUAAGAACAUAUACCAAACAGUUAUUACUGGGACUGGAAUACUUGCACAAGAAUGGUAUCAUGCACAGGGACAUUAAGGGGGCGAAUAUUCUUGUAGAUAACAAGGGAUGCAUUAAGCUUGCUGAUUUUGGUGCAUCGAAACAGGUUGUCGAGCUGGCUACAAUUUCAGGUGCAAAGUCUAUGAAGGGUACUCCAUAUUGGAUGGCUCCUGAAGUAAUUCUGCAGACUGGGCAUAGUUUCUCUGCGGAUAUAUGGAGUGUUGGAUGCACUGUUAUUGAGAUGGCUACAGGAAAGCCUCCUUGGAGCCAACAGUAUCAAGAGGUUGCUGCUCUUUUUCAUAUAGGCACAACAAAGUCUCAUCCACCAAUCCCUGAGCAGCUUUCUGUUGAAGCUAAAGAUUUUCUGUUGAAAUGUUUGCAGAAGGAACCCAACUUAAGACCAGCUGCAUCUGAACUCCUGAAGCAUCCUUUUGUUACUGGGGAGGACCCAGAAUCUCUACUUGUAUCACGUGAUGCAUGCACGGAGCCCUUGGAUACCCAUUCACUUUUAUAUACCUCAAACCUUGAAAUGAGCAAAACUCCAACGCAUCCUGGAUCAAGUGAUAUUUGUAAUUUGGAUAGUCUGAGCUGCUCAAAACUAUACACCGCAAACAAACUAGAAAAUGAUACGUGGGGAACAAACAGUGAUAAUGAAAUGUGUCAGGUUGAUGACAAUGAUGAUUUUAUGUUAGAUGAAGUAAAACUCAGGUCUUCUAUGACAUCUGGGAAUUUCAAGAGUUAUAACCCAAUCUGUGAGCCGUCGGAUGACGAGGACUGCAAAUUUGAUCAAAGUUCAGUAGUAAAGCAAGGAAGCGAUUUAGAUGAGCAAACUCUAGCACCUGGCAGCUGUUCUGAAGUUUUUGAUGAUGACCAAAACUUCUCAUUUCCUAGUGGACGAUCACUUUCUGAAGAUGAGGAUGAGCUUACUGAAUCAAAAAUUAAAGCAUUCUUGGAUAAGAAGGCUCUUGAAUUGAAGAAACUGCAGUCACCACUAUAUGAGGAGUUUUACAAUAGUUUGAAUGGAUCCUGCUCUCCAGUUUUUGUAGAGAGUAAACAAGAUGAAACUACUCCUAAAUACUUGAAAUUGCCCCCAAAAAGUCGGUCACCAAGUCGAAGUCCCGGUCAUCUAUCCCCAGCAUUCGAUGCCUUCGGCACUGGGACUCCAGGGAGUGAUAGCAGCAGCAGGGGUAAUGCAAAUGAUCAGAGGUCACAACUCAAUGAUUGGAAAGGACUUCUAGUUGAUGGUCAGCCAGAAGCUGGUAGUCCAAGCAGUAAACACUAUUCUGAAAUACAGAGGAAGUGGAAAGAAGAGCUUGAUCAAGAGCUCGAGAGGAAACGAGAGAUGAUGCGUCAAGCUGGCACGGGAGGCAAAACGUCAUCUCCAAAGGAUAAAGCCAUCAGCAGGCCGAGAGAGCGAACACGAUUUGCAUCUCCAUUCCGGGACGACGCGUCGGGUGCAGGGAGGGAAAACAGGAAAAAUUCAUCUCCCGAGGAAGUGAGGAAAGAUUAGCAUAGCUUCAAACUACUUCAGCUGAGUUUCUCUUCUCAUUUGUCCUUCCCUCUGCAGUCCUUGUGGAGUGUAUGAAGUGAAGAAGCCCCCUAACUGGGUAAGAAGCACGAUCAUGAUCAGAUUCUCAAUGAAAGGGGAAAAAAGAGGACAAAAUGAGGUAUUUGCUAAAUCACCUGUCUUUGUUCUUUGUUCUUUUAAAGGAUGCAUGUUUUACAAUUUUGUAUCCAGUGGUGAAUAGAGAAGUGUAUGAUUAUUAGUGUGUACAAUAUUAUAUGGUUUGAUGCUAUAAAAGUGGCACAGGUUUUCCUGUCCAA
Molecule: messenger RNA, 2532 nt
Organism: Cucurbita moschata (crookneck pumpkin)
Lineage: Eukaryota; Viridiplantae; Streptophyta; Magnoliopsida; Cucurbitales; Cucurbitaceae
Product: mitogen-activated protein kinase kinase kinase NPK1-like
Exons: 18
Coding region: 149-2218 (689 amino acids)
Biological process (GO): protein phosphorylation
Molecular function (GO): ATP binding; protein kinase activity
Source: RefSeq, a predicted model, not a curated record